AUGAGACCAGCGGAAACCGGCACGGCGCAAGGGCCGGGCAGCCUUGCUGCCCGCUUGUUUGCAUGGCUGGUGCUGGCGCUUGCCGUCAGCCUCGGGUUUGCCCAUGCCGCGCAGGCGGCGUUCGACGCGCCGGUGGCUGUCGAUGUGCGCGCCGCCGGCGACGCGGACGCAACGCGCAUCAUCAUCAGUUUCGACCGGCCGGUGAGCGCCGACCACAAGCUUCUCGAUCAUCCCUACCGGCUGGUUCUCGAUUUCGAGCGCAUCGGCUACGGCUUCGAAGCGGGCGACGACACGCUGAAGGGCAUGGUUGGCGCAAUGCGCUACGGCGACAUGAGCGAGACCGGAUCGCGGAUCAUUUUCGAGAUCGGCGCGCCGUUUGAGGUUGUCGAGCUGUCGAGUGGGGCGGCUGAGAACUUCUAUCGCCUGAUCAUCGACUUGCGGCGAACCGAUGAGGCGGCCUUUCAGCAGGCGCUGCUCGACACGAUGGCGACGAGUUCGAUCAUCGCGCGCGGCAGCAAGACCGACCGUCUGGGAUCGGCGCCGCUGGCCCCGGCGCCGCGAUCGGGUGCGUUCACCGUCGUUCUCGAUCCCGGUCAUGGCGGCAUCGACAGCGGGGCGGUCGGCGUCGGCGGCACACGCGAGAAGGAUGUCGUCCUGGCGUUCGCCAGGACGAUGCGCGACGAACUUCAGGCGAUCGGCGGCGUCGAAGUGGUCAUGACGCGCGAGGACGAUGUCUUCAUCUCCCUCGACGAGCGGGUGCGUUUCGCCCGCCAGCACGGCGCGGCGCUGUUCGUGUCGCUGCAUGCCGAUUCCGUGCGCCAAUCCUAUGUGCGCGGCGCGACGGUCUACACGAUCUCGGACAAGGCUUCCGAUUCGGUCGCAGCGGAAAUCGCGCGCUCGGAGAACCUGUCCGAUUCGAUCGCCGGCAUCGUCUAUGAAGAAGAAAGCGGCCCCGUGGCGGACAUUCUCGUCGAUCUGGCGCGUCAGGAAACGCUCGGCUUUUCGGUCCAGUUCGCGCGGCUCGCCAUCUCGCACAUUUCGCGCGCCUCGCGCAUCAUCAACAAUCCGCACCGUUAUGCCGGGUUUCGCGUUCUCAAGGCGCCCGACGUGCCGUCCGUUCUCGUCGAACUGGGCUAUCUGUCGAACCGGGAAGACGAAAAACUGCUCAACAAGCCCGAAUGGCGGGCCGAACUGGCGGCCGAACUGGCCGCUGCCGUGGCCGAGUUCGGGGCUUUGUCCGGCCGGCAGCUUGCGGGCGAGGCGCGCGCGGCCGCCGGAAACUGA
This is a messenger RNA of Effrenium voratum, 1284 nucleotides long. NCBI's taxonomy places the organism in Eukaryota, Dinophyceae, Suessiales, Symbiodiniaceae. The record is from the annotation of a GenBank genome assembly.